This is a messenger RNA of Exaiptasia diaphana, 1740 nucleotides long. RefSeq lists its product as uncharacterized. Gene Ontology annotation, molecular function: channel activity. The record is from RefSeq and is a predicted model, not a curated record. Lineage: Eukaryota; Metazoa; Cnidaria; Anthozoa; Actiniaria; Aiptasiidae. Gene Ontology annotation, cellular component: cytoplasm; membrane. The transcript has a single exon. The coding region runs from base 52 to 975 and encodes 307 amino acids. Gene Ontology annotation, biological process: transmembrane transport.
GUUUUGAAAUCAUCUGAUCGCGCGUCGUGGUCAYUAUACACGUUGUGUAACAUGGCUGUGAUAUGGUCGUUUUCGGCCAUUAUAGGAGGAUUCUUUAUUGGAGAAUUAGCCAGACUUUUACUCAAAAAAUUGCUUACACGUAAGUCGCGCCACUAUCAUUACGCGGGCGAACUGAUAUCYGCAUUUGAGUUUUCUGCGGCUGUGUUUGAGAUCGCUGUCAUCGGGAAGUACUAUAGCACUGCCUUGGGAUUUGUCUGCAGUUUCUUUCUCCUUUGCCUUAAAAACACAGAGUACAUUCUUGACGGCUUAUCAGCUAACCCGUGUGGCCUCCUUGAAGGUGUUGUAAAACGAAAUGCUCGAAAAUCUUGGAUGGUUGACUUUGUUACUAAAGUGUGUUCCCAGUUGACUGGCGCUUUGCUUGCUUUUCCAUUCAUGCAGUUUGUAUGGAAGUCAACAUCCAGUGAAUUGCACUUCAAGCAACUGAAUCAGGGUUUAUCGUCAAGCCUCGAAGUACCUCUUUUUGUUGGUUUUAUYGUKGAAAUAACAACAACGUUUUUAUUGACGAUGACAGAUUUUUUGACUCGAGGUGGCCUUCGACUUUUCAAUCCAUAUAUCCGYGCAAUUGCUUGCAUCGUUAUAUGUUAUGCUUUGACUGGAACUACAGGAGUCUGGAUGAACCCAGUUUUUGCAACAGUCCAUUCCUUUCUUUUCACCAAAGCAARAGAAGAUGUAAUAGAACAUGUUUUCGUAUUUUGGGCCGGYCCAAUUGUUGGGACACUGAUAGCAAUAAGCAUYGACUCAAAAGUACGAAGUCCAGAAAGAAAACCGACACCAAUUUCCAAAACCAUUCGUAGAAAACUAAAUAAACAGUUGUCAAAGAAUGGUAUUGCAAAUGGARCUCAUUCAAUGAAUGGAACUGUUCAAAACUGUAACAAAUAUGAACAAAAACAAACUUUCUCAAAGAAACAUAAAUAACAUUUUUCAUAUUAUAAUGUAACUGAUGUUUCCUGAAUUUCUUUGAUUCAAAAAUUUGGGUAUCACAAUAAUAAUGAUAUUUCCAGAAUUUAUUCUUCAAAUCUUUAAAUUGUAGAAUUAUAUUUCUUUACUUUUUUCCUCAAAAUCUUCUUUUGUAUUCACAGCUGCUAUGACAGGUACACUAGGACUUGUGUGGUGCCUAAUUGUCUUACCUGAUAAAGGUGACAUGUUUAAAUGAUUUUAGAAGGACACUGCUAUUCUCAUAGGCAUUUCUUAAAGGUAUAUGAUGUUAAAUUAACGUGGGGGAUAUAUUUAUUAAAAAAAAUAUAUGAAUGAAACAGAUACAAAUCAAUAUGUAAAAAGAAAAAAAUAUUUAGCAAAAAUUGUCCUAAUCAAAAAACCUUUUGGAGCACAAUAUUAAUGCUUUUCUCCUUUUUCAAAUGAAAAAUAAGAAUAAAAAUAAAUUUGAAUGAUAAAAUAAUUAGAUGUCAUUUUUACUGUGUACUCGCUGUUGCCCUUAGCAAUAUCAUAUUAUUACGAACAAGAUAUGAAUCCAGUAGUGUUAUUUAUACAUUUAUCAGUAAAUGAAAUGUAUUCUGAAUAGUUUCUAGACUUGACGAUCAUGAAAAUUAUAACCUCUUUAAUACCAUAUUGAUGUUUUUGGCUUUAGUUGUGGUAAGAAGGUAAUGGAUUGCAAGGAUUAAGACCAUGAAGGAAACCAAAUAACACAAAUUUAAAAGCCACUCUAAGACACAAACACUGAAA